Messenger RNA from Spizellomyces punctatus DAOM BR117, 1380 nucleotides. RefSeq lists its product as uncharacterized. Lineage: Eukaryota; Fungi; Chytridiomycota; Chytridiomycetes; Spizellomycetales; Spizellomycetaceae. The coding region runs from base 157 to 1308 and encodes 383 amino acids. The record is from RefSeq and is a predicted model, not a curated record. Gene Ontology annotation, cellular component: ubiquitin ligase complex; mitotic spindle pole body; cell division site. Gene Ontology annotation, biological process: mitotic spindle assembly checkpoint signaling; ubiquitin-dependent protein catabolic process; negative regulation of septation initiation signaling. The transcript is spliced from 3 exons. Gene Ontology annotation, molecular function: protein binding; ubiquitin protein ligase activity.
CAUUUUUUUGGCCCGAUCGUGAAGUUUACACUGAGGGAUUGCGCACAGCGUGUUGCUUUUGCUGCUGCGUGUCGGGGGUAUUUUUUUUUUUAAAAACAAUAAUAAAGUGGACAUCAAUUAGGUAGAUUAAUCACUUACUGCCUCCAAUUUCUCGCCAUGCCAUCAGUAUUAUCGCCGCCAUUUCUCCAAGGAAGCAACGAGAGUCGGAAUCCCCUCCGCUUUCUACGCACCGUUGCACUUGGAUGCAGGUCACCACCCGAUACACCAACCCCUUCUGAGAGCAUUCGUAUCCUUCUUACACCACAACCAACAUCCCCGACAACGGGCACGGAUCCCAUCGAACGUGAGCUGCAGGACAAUGUUCCUAUCAGACUUGGCCGACAAGUUCGCGAACCCACCACAACCCCCCACAAACAAGCAACAACGGCCGCAGGCGUGCUCCUCCCAUCCUCGCCCUCGUCUCGACAAACCGAUUACAUUUACUUUAAAUCAAAGGUCGUCUCCCGCCAUCAUGCCGAAUUUUGGAUCGGGAGGGAUGGGCAGGUGUAUUUAAAGGACACUGCAAGUAGUUCUGGAACGUUUUUGAAUCGGUUGAGGUUGAGUCCGAGUGGGAAGGAAAGUCGGCCUUAUCCGGUCAAGAGUGGGGAUGUGAUUCAAAUGGGAGUGGACUAUCAAGGGAGGAGUGAAGAAGUUUACAAAGCACCGAUUUUCAGACUGUCCAUUAUCCACCCACCAACACACUGUGCAACUCUCAAAAAGAACCACCUCACAACCCGUUUCCGAAAGACCCUUCACACUCUCCUUACACUCGCCAACCCCUACUCCACCACAAGCGAUCCCUCUCCCACUGCCCAACUCCAAGAUUGCUGCAUCUGUCUCUCAGGGAUAGGUCCUUACCAAGCACUUUUCCUCGCUCCUUGUUCGCAUUGCUACCACUUUAAAUGCGUGAAAGGGAUGUUGAGUGAGGGUGACAUGUUUUUAUGUCCUCUUUGUAGGCAGGUUGCGAAUUUGGACGCUAGUGUGAGCAUGGAAAGUUUAUGCGAUGUGGCGGGUAGUGAUGAUGAGAGUGUUGCGGAAGAGUCUGAACUUGGGGAUGAGCAGGAGCAGGAUUGGGGAUCGAAUAUUGCCGUAGCGCAUGAGGAGACGUUGGAACUCCCUGCAUCCCUGUCACCGUCCCCAGAAACAGAUCCGGACGUGUACGCAACGUUUCGAGGGGACAUGAGCCGGUAUUUGGAGCUGGCUGGCGACGAUGGCAAACUAUCUCGUGGGUUGACAUUGAUGGCGUCGAGUCGUGAGUCGGAAUCAUAGCAAUGCUUGGCAUAUCUGCGUGUGGAAACUACAUGUACCAAGUUUUAGAAUAAGGGACAGCAUUGCGACAAG